AUGCUGAGAGCAUUUUACGUCUUUUUCAGCCAAUUUCUGACUUUCGGGAGCCUUUACGUAAGCGCACUUCAGAUAUAAACUGGUUAAGAGUGUGGCUUCACAUAACUAUUUUUGGCUUUUCCCGGUCUGGUCUACGAAGAGUGCGUAUAUAUACCUUAUUUGUGCCAUGCAUAAAACGUCGUAACAGACAGAAGUGCGCACAACAGUAUAAGAUGGACGCCACCGAAAGCAGUAUAAACCGAACUGAUCAGUACCGACUUUCUUGGCCUUAUGAACUGCCCUCACACCGAAGCCAAACGUCGAACAAAAAAGUGUUAAUUCGAUUUCAGCUGGUCACGCAGAGCUUGAGUUCAACUCUUACCAUUUAGUCAUUGAGACGUCCCAAAUUCACAUUAGCGUGACCCUUCAUGGGGCAAAGUGAUGUGGACUUACAAUUGAAUGGCAAAUCUUAACAGACACGGAUUUCAGUUCCAGAUGGAAGGACCUAAGGUCAGUGAAUCUCGUAGAUGAAGAGCCAAACUUUAUCCUUUAAACUCACUGUGGGACAUACGCGUUUGCAUCUAAAACUGGCGUUUCUUCGACUAGCAGUGGCUAAAAUUCUCGCCUUUACGCCUGAUUUGACAUUAGCCUUGUGAGAUGUUGUUCGCACACCUGCGACUAACGCCAGUCUACAUGAAGCAUGGACUUGGGUCAUCUAGCGUGUCUUCAAGCAUGCACAUUUUCGUCAGGGCAAAGAAUUGCGAACUAUUCCUAGGAAUCUAUUCAAUUCUCAAAGCCAACGCCACUUGAAAAAAAAACAAUGCUAAACCUGGGGUUCAUAUUUCACUGGUUAUCAGUCCUUGCGUAAAGUUUACCCAUUUUUUGUAAACCGGCCAGAAAGACGAUUGAAUUUCAAUGUCUUUUCUAAGAAACAGCGUUAAUUAAAGCCACUCUUUUGAGGAAAUUUACUGUCUAUUUUAAAAAACUUAGAUUUGAGGGACUUGGAGGCGUUUUUUCGUGAAUUGAUGUAGAUUUUCUCUCCUCAGGCCCAGUAUUCCCGCUCAUUUUCCCCUAAUUAUUGGAUAAACUUAUGCGCACCAGAAUUGACAACGUGGCAAAACCAAAAUUCUCUGUAAUUUAGAUAAUAAUUUGCAAAAUUAAGAAACAUCAGACGACCAGUGAUAAUUCAUUGUGUGCAGACAUUCAUCAGAGGCUUGAAAUUAAAUUACCACUUGGUCGAAACAAUAGUUCCUACAGAGAUUAAAUCAUUAUAAUGCUUUCCGGCAGUCGCAUAAUGGCUGUUUUCAAACACUUGGCUUCGUAUAUGCAUUAGGCAUUGAUCGUAGGUCGCUGGCUGCCUUGAGUAUCCUCAUUAGCGUUAGGCUCAAAGCCUAACUGGACUCGCAGGUAUUUCAUCUCAUUCGUCAGCCAGUUAUACACGACUCGCAGUGCAGGUGGUGAGGAAGAAAUUUUCGGUACGACUUCUGUCACAAGCGAUCACUUUCAUCGGACCAGAGGCGUCGGCUCUUUAGCCAAACUGGAGCCAACGGGAGUUUUCAGCAUAGCGUUAAAUUUUCUGUUUAGUGGGAAGGGUUCAGAUUAGCUCGCUAAGAGUGCAACAGGCCAGACGCAGACAGCUGUUUCACGGUCGUUACCGAUCAUCAGUACGUCAUAGGCCUUAUGAAGUGAGGUAUAUAAGCAUGUCAAGUGGACGUUUGACCCUCACUGUUGUGGUUAGGAUCUCACUCGAUCCCAUUCUGUUCAAUUGACAUGCUUAUAUACCUCACUUCAUAAGGCCUAUGACGUACUGAUGAUCGGUAACGACCGUGAAACAGCUGUCUGCGUCUGGCCUGUUGCACUCUUAGCGAGCUGCUCAUGUAUUAUAUGUGGUAUGUGUCCUCUGACACAGCGUUCGUUGUCGCCAGUAGCAAGCUGGCGGGCGGACAGAAUGGGAUCGAGUGAGAUCCUAACCACAACAGUGAGGGUCAAACGUCCACUUGACAGGGUUCAGAUUCCACGCAAGUUUUCAGGUUGUCCAAACAGAAAAACAUGUUGACAGUGCGUUGCAAAUUAACUGAAGAAAUUAGAAAACAUUACAGAACUUACCUGAUCCAGGUAUCCACCAGAGUGCUUAAGGAUCUGGAUAACCAAAAGUGAGGGAACGUGUUUACUUCCUUCAACUAUUUGUCUGAAAUGGCAUCGCGCCCUCGAUCUUUUCGAUUCUAAUAGGUUCGACAGAUCUGCAGGAAAGUCCCAUAUGAGUGUAAAUUUUGACAGAAUGGUCGACUUUGUCAGAAGAAAUCCAAAAAAGGAUCCCUAACUUGCGCAACUUUUUAAUAUUAAAAAACAAAAAAUGCUCGAGGAUCUUAUAUUGGAAAUAGGCAAAUUUACAAUGGGUUUUAUUCUUCGGUUUGCAAACGGCGCAGAGCAAUACAGCGCGGGGUGCUGUUCACAAUGGUCAUCUGAGAGAGGAAAGCGAAAUUUUAAUGAAUAUUUAAGCAUGCAUUAAGGAUUUUCAAAAAAAACUUUCUGUGAGAACUGCUGCAUUUAAUUUGCCUUUUUUAUCCACAGAAAAACCACCCUUAUUAAGAUUUCAGCCAAUUUUUAGCUAGUCCUUAAUCGCUCACCACUGGGAGAAAGCGCUAGCACUUGACCUGGUUAAUCAGUUUUUGGUGAAUUGCCUCAGCCUGCCCGAACUAGACAAUUUAGACAGCACUCGCUUUGAGCUGGCGGCACAGAUGUUCAACCAAACGUUCGCCCACAGUUGUCCAACUACAGUCUUGAACCCCAUAACACGCACAAUUAUAAGUUUUUACACGGAGAUUAAACUACCUGCCUAACAAGCAGGAUUAUUAGACGAGAGAUAGCGCAAAAUCAAUAGUUGUCACAUAUUCGUAAGACGGCAGUCUUGUAUACCCCGAAGUUGUGACCUUCUUGCUCUACAGUCAUCUGCUAUUCACGUGCUUAUGUUCCAACUGUUUACGUACACUGGUCGGCCGGUUGGAUAAACAUAAAGAAAGCCGAAAUUUUGCCUAUAUUCCUGUGCCUUUCUGUACACUGAUGCACGCGUUUUAAAAGAGACUGGCAUAGACCGCUGGCUUUAGGCGUAUGCUUUUCCCUUCGGUGACACCAAGUCAAUAUAAACCCAAACAUUGAAUGAAGAACGAAACGGUCUCAGUUAUUAAUUCACGUAAGUGCUUCGUCAGCUCCUUCUCCAACAUAAAUCCUUGAAAGAUUUGACACUGUACUGAGGCAACCCCGUAAUAGUAUUACUGUUAUAAAGCAUUGUGGGGGAAAAUAUAACCAGAAUAAAAUGCCAGAAUCACAUUUCCAGUGACUACGUCCUAGAAAUGUCAUAUUGUGCUGAUGAAAAACAUGUAUUAGUUACAUGAGACUCAAAAGAAAAUAAACAAGUUGAUCAGGGCUGUUCGAAUAUUCGUGGUGCAAAAACGUCAGUGGCGGGCAAACAUAAAAGGAAAUACCGUAGAUAAUAUGCACCCCGCGUUGACUACCGGCAUCUAUCAAGGACAACUUACCGAUUCAAAAAUAAUCACCAUCGUUGAAUGAGCGCCUUCAUGUUUACUUUAACUUACUGAUCUAGAUUUAUUUUGUGCAAGGGUAGUUUAACCCAUUAACACUUCUUCCUAAGUUCUCGUGUCAUCACAAGUGGUCUUACUGGUGGCUUCGGUUAACCAUAUGAGAAAUAUCAGAAAACGCUCAAGGCACUACAUUGGUAUUUCCGAAAUGUGACAAAUUAAAUACGUGUUAGUUACUGAAUUUCAGUAGCAUGUAUGAAAUAAAUUGCACGCCUGCCUCUUAUACCAAAUACCAUCAUUUAGCAAUGGGAUGAUUUGAUGUUGCCUUCUACAGUGCUGAGCAGCACUUAUUCUAUGUUCUCGCACUUGCUACAAAGUGCAGCGAUUUUUAUUUGUUGUACAGUAGACAAAAACUUCAAAACCUGAAAGAAGGAUUAAGGAAAAAUUUCAGAAUACUCAUUACUAUUUCAAAUAUUAAGUCGUUCUAUGGGCCAGCCUGCACUUAUCCGGCGACAAAGGAGAGUGCAAAGGAAAUUAGUUUUAACUGGUCACAGGAGGGAGAAUGCUGUCCGUUUUUGUCCGUAUUCCGACUGACAAGCAGUCUAAAUCGAUAAUCACCACUCUCACAUGACGUCCCAUAUUCUCUAUAAAAGUUAUCAGCACCCGAGCUAAAUCAGUUUAGGUGUGUGAAAAUAUUGACGGAGACUCGAAAAUACGCCGCAAAAUUGUUUUUAUUUUCUCGGCCUCUGUCCGUAAUUAUAUAUUUUGGUAAAGCCUGGCUUUCCGAGUGUUUGCCUUAAGCCAUUGAGAUCUUUGCGGACUUCUGAACAAGGUUUUUAUCGGGACGUCCAUGUCGACAGGAGGUCUUGCAUUCGAAGCGCAAUGUAAAAAACAGUGAAAUAAUGCAUGCACUAAAAAUAAUACUCUUUUCCUCUGAUAGGUGAAACUUUACCAAGCUCUUAUCAACGUAAAUGGACAUUUCACAAGCUAGUCGGACUUUAUUUCAUAUGGCGUUUCACGUUUAUUAAUUUCAAUUUUAUGUUUCGUUUUGUCCUUGCUAUUAGCUUUUAUUGGCAUGCGUAUUCUCAGAUGCGCAGUUAGGUCAGUACGUUAAUUUUCGCAUUGUUCCUUCUGUUGGGGUUGAACGUUUUCUCCACCGAAAUUUUCUCUUUUUCCAAAUGUCUCUGUUGGUAUUUGUUGAAAAUGUCUGUUAUCGUUGUAUUACCAGUUUGUCUGCAGCAAGCAAUGUCUUCGAGAUUUUUCUAGCCCAUUCUAACAGUUAACAGUGCAGUUCUUAAAGCUGUUUCUCCAGUCGACUGGAGUACUAAGGACACCUACGGUUUUAUGUUGUCAAACUCACAGGAUCCAAGCUAAGGGGUCACCUUCAUAUCUACUUGAAAAUAUUAAUGCCAGCGCAGUUCUUGUCAUGCGAGUCUUUCGUACAUUCUAGUGUGAGUUGAAAUCGACGGAUGGAAUUUUCAUAAUCAACGCUACAGUGGAGGUGAAGGUGAUAGGUAUUAGGCCAGAAUCGGACAAUCGGAUUCCUCUGAGCACUCGGCAAGGACGGUUGUUUCGGAAAGUGGACACGAUCACUUAGCAAUUUACGAAGGUCCCAUAAGAGAGCACAGAUUCCAUAGUUGUCGAAAAACAUUAAGUUUGCGCAUCUGUAAUCCGGACGCAUUGGGGGGCCAAGUCAGGACUUGCGCUCUGGCGUUUUGAAGGUCGUCAUCGUUGAGACUCUUCACGGUGGACUUAAACCGCCAUGCGUUGCGGCUUUCUACGUUACAGCGGACUUUUUGAGUUGACGACUAGAAACUCGUACCUUUGGUAGCACUGAGAACAGUGCAUGCCAGAGUGUGAAUAUUCCGCAAUCUGGCUUUUUGAAUAUGCAUCAGCGGAAUUAACUAUGCCUUAUCAAAAAUCUUGAAAUUUAGAACUCUGAAAAAAGGCAGAACUUUUUGAAAGUCGAUGAUCAUUGACGGACAAGGAAAUACUGGCAAAGCUACCAGUCACCCUAAUUUACGUUCUCUUUCGACAACUGAGUUUAUGUCGUAGUGUUGAUCUAAUCGCACGAAGUACAGAAUGCAUUUUCUGAAGUGAGGAGCAUAGCCACUUUAUCAACGAAUUUACAUUCUGUCUCUACUUGCUCAUUGCUGAAGUGCGCAUACACUCGCAUAAGUGGGACGGAGAUCGAAAAACGGAGUUCAACUAACAGUAUCAGUAUUUUUAAUAGCUAUGUCGUCCUGUUAGACCUGUGUAGCCAACGUAAGCCUAAAAUGUAAAACAGCGAAUUUUCGACUUUCCGGGACCAGCCACAUAUACGUUUACUCGUUGGCUUACGUCAGUCAGAGCAUAGAGGGCCCGAGAAAACUUUGUUGCAGAUUCGGUUAAAUCCCCAAUCACCCGUAAAGUUACCAGCUUUCGUCCGAUAUUCCGUUCUGCGUUGCUUAUAUUCUGUUAUCUUAACCGGGUGGGUAGAAGUGGCCAUCAUUUUUCGAAACAAAACCUUUCUACGAGCGUUCCAUUAGUAAGCGUGCUUCAUUGGUUUUGGUAGACGCGUUUUUUUCUUGUCAAGAUCAAAAGGUGAUCGACUCCUUUUUCUGCAGUCUUAAGUCCUUACUUCUCUUCGUUUCCUAACAAAGGGUUCUCUGGAUUCAAAAAACUUAACGUGUGUCAUUCUCAUUUCGCUCUGCUCAAUUCCUUAUUGCCAGGUUAUGCAAAUACACUCUGAUUUAGCAUGAAGCAUAUGCAAAUUCUGUGAAAAGGUUUUGUUAACUUACGUCCGGAUCGGUACGAUAACAUGGCGUUCUUUUUUAAGUGUGUUUAGCCAAUAAAAGGAUAAAACAUCAAAGACGCUGCUUUUAUAUUGUGCUGGUUGGUCCACUGAGGUAGUAAGUAAUAUGCUAAUUCGAGCAAAUAUCUAAAAUACUGAUUUACUCCCACGAUGCUCAGGAUGAACAGUUGUGUAUAAGGUCAGUGAAAAUCUGCAGAAUCUUGUAAGAAUGAUGAGGUGUUCUUAUAAAAUUGAGUCAGCAUCUGCGAUAAGACCGUAAUUUCAUCCACAGCCAGUAGAUAAAUGGAGGUAAUACGGACCAAUAGUCGAGGCCUUUUGAUUUGUGUAGAGUGAAGAAGAGAUUACGGUCAGAAGGAAGGACGAUUAAUACGGCCGGAUGAGGACUGCGGGAAAGUAUCUUACUCCAAUUACCAUGAUUCCGUCUGGUUACAUGGCUAUGGGCCACGAACUAUUCGGAAAUGUAGCGUCUAAGCCGUGAGAGUGUGCACUCAGAACGCUACAACUCAUCAGGUCAAAUCCCGGAUUGUAAAGAGAAGACAGGAGUCACCAGAAUGGGGGAUUGUCUUCUCAGGUGGCAAUGGCCUCUGGCGAAGCCAGGACUGUUGAUGAUUGCGUCCGCUCAUGCCUCAGAUUUUUUUAGACAGUGGUGGCAGCAUGCUUUUGUAGGUUUGAAGGGCAAUUCGAAGUGCUGCUCAACUGAUGUGGGUGUUGAUUUGUUGAGGGUGGAUGUUCAGGUGGCUUGUGUUGCUUUCACAGGGAGUGGAGUGUUUAACUGGCUAAUUGGGCAGCUGUUAGCAUGUGCGUCGGGUUGAAGUCGGUCGGGGGUUGCAGGUCAGCGCGCCUGGAACAGCUCACUGAAAAUGUGAAUGACCUUGACGCAAUGGGGUCUUGAGUAAGAAUGCCAGGAAUAGCCAUGAUAGCUGUCGGCAACAGACCUUACAAUGUUCUUCAUUGCGCUUAGCUCCUCUUUCAAAAAUCUCAGUGGUUUUCCUCCUUUGCUGCAAGUAGGUUCUUCAACAAUAACGUUCUCUGGCUGACAAAGACUCAAGAGUGUGCCCAAAGUGCAUCUUUGUUUUCCACCGGUGGACAGCGCAGGUUAAAUGCGCAAUACUUGGACUUUUUUCUUCUGCCUUAUAUUUUGCUGUCCUCGCACCUUUGUAAAAGCGCCUGAUGCUUCGACCAGUUUAACCUUCGGUAGGACCCGAACCUAGGAACCGCCCCCUAUACAGCUGAUUUUACGCCGAAGUCCAGGGAGACUAGGAUUAACGUACGGGUCAAGGCUAGGAUCAGGGUUAGGAUUAAGGUGUGGGUUUGGUUAUUUUGUUAGGGUUAGGACAUGGGAAUAAGUACACUUCCUGGAAUUUUGAGCAAGGCCACCUUUAUUAUGGGGGGUUCCUAUUCACGUGUCUUGCCUAACUUCCUACAAACAUUGACUAGACUUUGCUGGAUGCGUAUUCCUCUUAAGGUAUAUAUGUUGAAAUAUCACGAUUAAGAGUUUAAACCGCUAGUGGCUGUCAAAGUAAGAAAGAAUAUUAAGACUUGCCUCUGCCGCAAAUUCACAGGCACCAAGACGUGGAAAGAUUUGAAGUGACACCCGGUGUCCAAAUUUUGUUUUGAACCUGCCACACAGCAGAUUCUGUGUAAAAUUCAUAGUAUAUCCAUUCUAGGGCCUUAUUAGCUGUAAAGUUGCUGGCAGAUUCUCCUGACCUUUUUAAUGCACCCUAUCAUAUUUAUUAGUUCUCAGGUCUAUCAUUUCGCAUACGAGCAGAAAAGUUGAUACGUUCAGUUCAGUCAACGUGACUAUAUUUCUUUCCAAGAACACUACUCCGCGGCUUUUCCAGAGACUGAAAUAGGUCUGGGCAAUAUUGUCGCCUUUAUUAGAGUACUAUGGCCAUUAAACGUUAAGACUACAGAUCUACCACUAAGACGCCGACCCGCUGCCCUUCCGAUUGUGAUCAGGAAUAUUAAGUAUGCUGAACUGAUGUUCUCCGAUUGGGUUAUAUAACGCGCUCAAGUUAUAGCAUUCAAAGCCUAUCUAUGGCAAUCAGAAUGAACAGGAGACCGUGCUGCAAAAUUCGCCGAAAUUCUCGUUGGAAUGAUGAGAUACCUGCGCACGAUGGCUGUCGUGGAAAUAAUGGUUCUCCCGUUCCCGGUUCGGAGAGGGCCCAUGAGUGUCAACGCUCAUAACUCUCCUCCGCAUCGCCGUCUUUGUUGACGUAGUCGUGUGCAUUCCGUCCUUGUUCCGCCUUCGCAUUCACCUUAAUUUUUGCUAUGUACUUGUCAUGCCGAUGCCGACACCUGUCGUAAUCGCUCACGCUCGACCAGCCUUAACACCCUUCUGCAUUCAAGCCUUAUAGUAGAUCUUUCAUGCUCUUUCCGCUCCACUCUCCUCCCUCCCCCCUCCCUGCGUUCAUUUCUAAUGUAUGCUCAGGUCCGGAUACCUUCUGGCUAGGUGCGGGUUUUGUCUAUGUUAUUGUUCGUUCCGAUUUUCUUUUCGUAGUUCCGCUGUCUCAGCUGCAUUCCUGUGGCCUGACAGGCCUUAAAGAGUGCCACGAGGUGGUUACUGGAAGUUAUGCCGGCAUGUCAACUCCCCAGUGAUUCUGUCGUUGAUUAGCCAAUCCUUAAACCCGUGUUCUGGAAUACGAAGGCGUGUCCCGAAGCUGCACAAUAUUACUUACCCAACUUACAACUUCUAGAUGCUCCCCAAGUGUCCACUCACGAGGGUUUCCAGUCACUUACCGGUCCUCCACUGUAUUCUGCUAUGCAAAAGCUGCAUCAAACAUGACAGACGACGUUCGCUGUUCUGAAACGUGUCUGGGGUAGCAGGCCUCGGUCGCAGACAUCGUUCUGUUGCCUUAAUUCUGUGGUGGGCUCUUGUUUCCAACGAUGAGAAACGAGGAGCAACUACUUCGGAUACGUUCCCAGUGUACGGUAGUUGCCACCAGAAUUUCCAGCGCUUAUCUACUGACCUUAUCGUCAGUCAUGACGUUACGCGUUGGAAGGGUACAAAAAAUGAAGAGUCUUACUACUUCAGCAUCGCCGAAUAUUGGUUUGGAUCUCUCAUCGUCAACUAUAGUCGACUUCGACAGUUACAGUGAUUGCGUAGAACCUGGCAUGUCUUGGUGGGCUUCGCACACAUCGUUGUCUUCUGGUCCUGUUUGCCAAUCUACAUUUGCAAAGCGCAGUCGAUUGUUGUCCUUUGUUUUCGUUGCAAACCAAAAGUCAGGAUAAAGGGGGUCUAGAGGUUUUUUAUCGCUUCAAAACGACGAAAUCGUUGUCCACUACCCUGUCAAGCAGUGAUCUCAGCUGGAGGCGCUGUAUAAAUCUCGCCUUCAAUGCUAGAAGGUCGUAUUCUUUUGAAACACCACAACAUUGAACCCGUGAUUUUCGUUAUCGCCUUCUCAAUUUAUGCCUCAGAGGCACAUUCCCUCGGGCAUUCGUAAGCCGACGCCCGGACGGUAAACAGAAAACCCUCCACGAAAGCAAUCCUCCCUUCUACAGUGAACGUCCUUAUGGUUAACGCCAUCUAAAUGCUAAUGGCUUGGAAUUAUCAGCUAUCUCUUCCCUCCCUCGUUUGUUUUCUCUCAUAAACGGUAGAAGCAUUUUUGGAAUCUCGUCUUUUUCGUUUACCUAACAAACGGUGCACCUGUGUCUCAACCUAAUAGUAUUGAUAAACUGCUAGUCAGUAGUAUCCGUCAUGCUUAAUUCAACAUCAGGCGUACAGUGAGUCUUCGGUUAUCUAUGAUGAAAAACUCCAUUGAGGGACAAAUUUGCUAGCAGGAAUGCGCUGGCCCCACUCACAAAUUUCUCCGUUUUCUAAUUCCGGGCUAAAAUUAGCUUAUCCUUGGACGCAGUCUAUCGGGGAAAGGGUCACGAAUUUGACUACGACUGGCUACCAGCAUCAAAUGGUAACGUUCCCCUUCAUAAUCAACGAUUCCCCUCCUUUUUUUAGAUUCCCUCGUCUGUCAGUCACGUCUUGUGGGGCACCCAAAAGCAGUCUGCGAAUACCUCAAUAUUCUGGCUGGUUGUUAACGAAGUUGGCAAUCUUCUGAUAAUCCUCAACGCCUCGAUCAACAUAAUCCCCUACUACAUGUUCAGCCGCAAGUUCAGGGUUAUAUUUAUGCGCAUCUAUUUUUGGUGGGCGCUGGGAUUUAUAAACAAACGGCGGAAACCUAAAGUGACCACAAUUAAACUUCAGCGUUGCAGAAGCCUUCAAACUGAGGCGGGUCAAUCGAAGAACGGAAGAGUUCCUCUUAUGGAGACCAAGUCGGAUGGUUUUUUCAGCGAAAAACUCUGA
Molecule: messenger RNA, 10606 nt
Organism: Spirometra erinaceieuropaei
Lineage: Eukaryota; Metazoa; Platyhelminthes; Cestoda; Diphyllobothriidea; Diphyllobothriidae
Source: the annotation of a GenBank genome assembly